GGUCGGACGCGCUGUGGCGGCGAAGCAGGCUGAGUGGCUGGCGGCCUCCAAAAGCCUGCAGGCCCCGCAGGUGAGGGGGACCGGCCGCGGGAAAUUGAGGACUGAUAUGGUCUCGGUUUGAGAAGAACUACCCUGCUGUUUUCACACAAAUCACAUUGAAGAAUAAGCUCAAAGGAACAUUUGUUUCUUCAUGGUUCUGUUCCUAGCAAAUAUUUUCAAUGCCCAGGAAAACAUCAACCACUCUUACGUUUGACCUGCACUAGGCAGCCCAACGAAGGUUCCUUCCAGCUCUUUCCAUAGCUAUAUUGCAGAAGCAACUGUCUUUGUUGGGUGAAUGUUCGUGAAGGCCUUCCCUGGACCAGCUUGAGAGGCAUAAGCCUCUUGGAACUUAUGACAUGGAAGCUUUGGAAGUGGAUGAUAUUAGCCCAGCCUUAGAGGUCACUGAGGAUUUCUUUAGUACUUUUGAUAGUAAGCUAGAAAAGGCUGUGCAGCAGGCAGAGGUUUAUGGGAUUCAGGAAGUCCCUGAACUGGUGGGUCAUGAAGUACUUGGUAACAUAACAGACAAUGGUGCUAUGAGAAACGUUCCCUCCCUGGGCAAGGGGGGCAUGAUUUGGGAGCACUGUAAGAGCAGACUCUUAGAAACCAAAGCUCAAAAUGUCUUUCCUGCCAAAGAACAGUGUAUGGUCCAGAGAGGGACAACCCCAGAUAAUCUAUCCUGGAUGGAACAAAAGGAAGCAUCGACUUUUAAUUUUUUCAAUAUCUGUCAGCGUCGGAGGGACAGACCUCGUUCUGUGAAUGACUUACUGGAUGAGACCUCUACUUUCAAGCCAGGGCAUGCUCGGUCAAGGUCAGAUGUUACCCAGGCAGACUGGCAAGUCGUCCUCAAAACCAUGCCUUUGCAGCAGCAGCAGCAGCGGCAGCAGCCAUCUCUUCAAGGCCCUCACAUCACCAGGCCCUCUUUCCUGUUGCCCUCACCGAGUAAGGUAGAAGAUGCUCAAGGAAAUACUGAGCACAAACAAACAUUCCCAAACAUUCUGAAGAAGGGUUACCUGGAGAUUAGGAAGGAUCACGACAGUUACUGGCAAAGCUGUUACGCAGAACUCUCACCCUAUAACUUAUACUUCUACAGUCUUGACAGCAGUGGGAAUCAAAACCUCUAUGCCACGUACCAGCUUUCACACUUCCAGAGCAUAUCUGUCUUGGGUCACCUUGAGGCCAGGAUGGUGGAUACUGUCCUCUAUGACAACACUCAACUGCAGCUAAAGGCAGAGUCACCGUGGGAGGCUUUGGACUGGGGGCAGAAGCUCUGGGAGGUCGUGCAGGCUGCUGUGCCCGGUUACAUGGGACGACAGGAUGAGCUCGUGAACUCACCAGGGCUUGGCCAUCAUGUUAACUGUACACAGAAUCAUUGUUUACAGAAGAAAGCCCAUGGGCUGCUCCCACCAUCCCCUGUCUUGGAUAGCCCCAAGCAGUACCAAAACAUCCUCAAAUCAGGGACACUUUACAGACUAACUGUCCAGAAUAACUGGAAGGCAUUUACGUUUGUGCUAAGCAAGGCCUACCUUAUGGCCUUUCAGCCUGGCAAGCUAGAUGAGGAUCCCCUGUUGAGCUACAAUGUAGAUGUGUGUCUGGCUGUCCAGAUAGACCACCUGGAUGGCUGUGACUCUUGCUUUCAAGUCAUUUUCCCUCAGGAUGUCCUCCGUCUCCGAGCUGAGACCCGGCAGAGGGCUCAGGAGUGGAUGGAGGCUCUGAAGACAGCUGCCAAUGCAGCGAGGAGCUCUGAGCAGAACCUGCAAGUCACACUGAGGAGUAAACCCAAGGAUCAGAUGGGUGGGCACGAACUCCGGAAGAACAAACGUCAGUCUGUGACCACCAGCUUCCUGAGCAUCCUGACAACUUUGUCUUUGGAGCGAGGACUCACUGCUCAGAGUUUCAAAUGUGCAGGAUGCCAGCGCUCUAUUGGCCUUUCCAAUGGGAAAGCCAAGGUGUGCAAUUACAGUGGGUGGUACUACUGCAGCAGCUGCCAUGUGGACGACAGCUUCCUCAUCCCAGCACGCAUAGUCCACAACUGGGAUACUUCAAAAUAUAAGGUGUCUAAGCAGGCCAAAGAGUUCCUGGAGUACGUGUACGAAGAGCCCCUGAUCGACAUCCAGCAGGAGAACCCCAUGCUGUACCUACACGCCGAGCCACUGGCCACAGUGGUGCGCCUGCGGCAACGGCUAAAAUCACUAAGAGCCUAUUUGUUCAGCUGCCGGGCAGCGGUGGCGGAGGAUCUGCGUCGCAGAAUCUUCCCCCGAGAAUACCUCCUUCAACAGAUCCACCUGUACUCCCUCGCCGACCUGCAGCAGGUGAUAGAGGGAAAACUGGCUCCAUUCUUGGGCAAGGUCAUUAAAUUUGCUACCUCACACGUGUACAGCUGCAGCCUCUGUAGCCAGAAGGGGUUCAUCUGCGAAAUCUGUAACAAUGGAGAGAUCCUCUACCCUUUUGAAGAUAUUUCAACCAGCAGGUGUGAGAGCUGUGGAGCCGUCUUCCAUGCUGAAUGCAAAGAAAAGUCUGUUCCCUGCCCGCGUUGCGUCCGGAGAGAGCUGCAGAAGAAGCAGAAGUCCUUCUGGCGGCGGCUGAAUGUGGACGAGAGCCUGGAGGAGGCGUGCACCAUGUUUGAGCUGUCCUACCAGAACACCUGAGUGCCAGGCCACGCUGGCACGUGCCCCAUAGUGACCCAAGACCGAGUGGCUCCCAGGUAGCCACACGCACCUAAGAAGAAGGGUCUGUCUCCUCUUCCACUAGAUGUAGCUGUCUACAUUUAUUUACCUACAUGUGUACACACCUAUACGUCCUGUACGUAUGUUCUGUGCAAAUCGUUGUCUAACAAGGCCACAGAGUCUCUGAGGCUGAAAACCUACCCGUGUACUUGACCAUGAACUUCAGCUGCUUGCUCCUAGCAACUGUGGUUUACAUACAAUGCUUUAUAGUUCAGAGUUUUUGUUCUGUUUUGUUUUGUUUCAUUUUGGCUCUUAAGGGCCAUUUUUACACAAAAUAUAGGAGGAAACAUUUCCUGCAGACCAACACUGCUUUGGUUAUUUCUGUAUUAUGUGUUUUUAGCCUUCACAGGGGCUGGGGGAACUGAGGCAGGCACUGUCAUCAUCUGCUUCAUAAGGAAAUCUCCAGAACACAGAAACACGCCUGGAUCCUUCCAGGCCCCGGUGUCCCUGGCAGAGACCAGGAUCUUUGGAGCAGAGGUACAGGGCGGGGAGCCAAGUACACGGCUGUCUCUGACUGAAAGCACCGCCCUGAACUGAGGAGGAGGCUGCUUCUGGUUUUGAGGUUAAUCUCAGUUUUCUUCCAAGGAAAGAAGAGGCCUCUGCGACCAAUAGCUGCAUGUCCUCUGUUUGCUGGUACGAAUCCCAACACCUGCCUAACUGCACAGCCUCCGCCACAUGUGCCACGCUGCAGAUGUGGCUCUCUUAGGAACAGCUUUCCAAGGGCGUCGUGAUAUCUGUGAUAUUUUGCAUGGUGUUAGCUGGAGAAAAUGUCUUAGACGUGGCAUUAAAGACCUCAGUGGAGAGACUGGUGGACAAGAUGUGUGCAUCUUGGAAGAGACCAUCUUCAGUUUCCUUGCACAAAGUCCUGUGCAGGCAGUUCCUACCUGGCCAUUUUGACUGCUUUAUUUCUCAGCAUUCUUCCCUGCACUUUCUGUUGGGCUUUUGUCAAUUUUACCACUCUUGUGUUACUUUCUGUUUGUUUGUCCGUUUGUUUAAAAAAAUCGGAGUACUAUUUUGGAAGAAAAUCCCAAUUUUAAGGUAUCAAGAAAAUACAAAUAGAAUUAAUGAAUUACAUCUAAUAGUGUUUGAAUAAGUAGAUAUAUAUAAUUGCCACUGUAAAGCUAAAAUGAGUACUAUCAUAGGAAUAAGAAAUAUAACGCACUGCUUUGCUAUUUGGCAGGGUCAUGUCCUCCUACUGCAGUGUCCUGUAAGAACCAGCAUGGCAGGGACCGUGACUGAGGUGCCAGGUAGGACAGCACUGGAAACCUGAUCCCUCCCCUUCCUCUACCUUGGCUCUACACAACAGGAGAAUAUGCUUAUAACAAAAUAAUUCUCAGUAGACUUCAAGAGACGGUCAUGGAUCUUCCCCACUGAGCAGAUGUUGUCCAUGUGUUCGUGGUUUAGUCGUCCCAUGGCUUUUGGGAGCUGGGGCCGCGGUGGCUCAUCGAGGACAUGGUGCAUUCAGCUCCACACCUUGCUCCCUCCAGAGGCCAGCUCCCCACACUUCUGGCUAUUCAAAGACAUUUCACAAUGGCUUUCCUGCAGUUAGAUGUGAGCAUUUCACCUCUCAACACUUUGGCCCCAAACCACAUGUUUCAACUUAGUAGUUCAGCACCAUCCAUGCAUUUAUUUUUUGGUUUUACAGUAGCUGUGAUCAAGGCAUGAAAGUUGGUGAGAGUCCAGGGCCCUGUUCACGAGAUGCCUCGUUGGUGCCUUUUACUCUUAGAAAAAGCAGGUUGACUCGCAUUCCCUCCCCCCAAUUAUUGAGAAUGUGCACACAAAAGGAAAGGGGUGGAAAGUGUCUCACACACUUGGCAAACACAUUGGAUCACCUCCUCUCCUCCUCCCCUUUGUGAAAUACAGUAUUUAUAUUUUCCAGCCCCAGAGAAGAUAGUAGAACAUGAUCUUUCACGAGAGAAUUAUAGACCUGCUUAUUAUAAAACAGAUGUGCUCCCAUGGCAAAGUGCCUUCUCCCUCUGCUCCCAGCCCUGUCACUGAGCUUGCUUUGCCUUCGCUGGAAUUAAUGUAUCUGUGAUUCCGACCGUCAGCGGAGCUGUUUCUAGCACACUGUGUUUGGAGACCCGAAGUACAAGGCCGUCCCCUCCCUCCUAACAUGUUUGCUGUGUACAGAAUGUUUUGUCCCAACUCACAGGCAUCCAGGAUCAGGCCUGCCACGAGUCAAGGGUGACAUUCUGGAUCCCUGAUCUAAACACCUUUGUUUUCACCAGAAUCCACUUAGAGGGCCCUGCGAAAUAUUAGCAGUCCCUGGGAACUCCUAACAGUUUUCCACCCACAUCACUUUCUGCUUAUUUUCAAAAGGAAAAAAAUAAAUAAAUGCACCAGCACCAUCAGCUACCCAGAACUAGAACCGGGUCCCUGCUGCUUCUGUUUUCUAUCCUUUCUGUACAACUCUGACAGCCUGGUUCAUGCCGGCCACAGGCCUACAACAACAUUCUCUACCAACACCGCCAAAAUCUGAUAGGACAAAGUGGAGCCAGCUUCCAAGCUGAGUCUGCCGUGAAAAUUCAAAAUUGCUAUUUUCAGCCCAGAAUGCCUUAGAGCACAUGAACACCCUUACUGUUUUCCACCCUAACAAAUUACUUGGUGCGAUGUUAGGUAAUUGUUCCACUGCUUAGAAACUGUAGGAACAAAAGCAAGUCUGUUGAUUGCCCCUCCUUCUGACUGAGCUAAUACCUGCUUUGCCUCAUGUUCCAUGGUAAAUAUCUUUGCACGUAACACACAUGAGAAAAUGACCAAUUAAUCUCGUGCGACUGGCAGCUGGGUCCAGGGAGCUGCUUCUCACUCAAAGGCCCAUUCCCUGCUGUACACUUGAGGAAAUCCCUUCCCAGUGCCAGAAACACGCGUGCAAGCCCGUCCAGCCCUGCUGAAAUGUUGGCAUCUAACCUGAGGUAAAGAAGCCAGUUCCUAAAAUAGACAUCAGUGUGCACCGGCGUAGGAGGGCCACAGAGCAUUCACAAAGCAGACAACUGCAGUGGGAACGGUGUUCUUUCCGGGGCCGCCUGUUCCGAGCACUGACUGCAUCUCUGUAGGAAGACCACAUAGAUGCUGACUGUUGUGCCCCCAUCCCAUUUCACCUCCUGUUCAGGGGCCGUGUUGCAGUCAUUCUCACGUCUGCAGUGCCGAGGCUUAUCCUGUUGGGAGUGUAAGUAAACAUUUGAUGAGACAAGAGGGUAAGCACUCAGUUAUUCUAAUGAAGCCAGCACCACACAGAGAGUAUGGCUCUAGUACUUGGGACUUGUGUUUUCCAACACAAAGGUACCCUUUAGACUCCUGAAACAGAGCUGUGCUAUGACUUCCCUUGGACACCCUAAGGACCAGGGCGUUUCUACUGUCCUGCUUGCUGAGUGCAGGUCUCGCUGAUGGCAUCUGUGUGUCUCUUGUACACACUGAAUGUUGACAACAGACCAUUUCUUUUUAUGCCUCCUGAGAGAAUUUGGUUCAAACCUGCAGGUUUGUCCUCUAUCCACUGAGGAGAGGCUGUCCAGCAGUUAAUCAUCAGGGCGGGACCAGCUUAACACCACACACAGUGAACCCAUACUCGGAGACAGGCAGUAUCCAGAGAAGUGGAGACACGUUCUGCACAUCAGGGUAAAGCUGCCGCCACUCCUUUAUGUGCAGGAUUAGUCCUCUCCACUGAUCUGCUAUGCUUUAUGGAAAUAAUUAGAUUAUGAAAUAAAUCAUCAGCUUUUAUUCAGUGUAGCCAUUAUUUUGUUUUAUGUCUUAAGCUCCAACAGUCAAUAGAGGUAUGUGUGUGUUCCGCCUUUUUGUUCCUGGAGUUUUCUUCUCUACUUUUUUGCUACCCUGAAACAACGUGGAAAAGAAUAGCAUCUGUGCAGGAUUGAAAGAACCAAAUGCUUCUCUCUUUGGCAGGAAGUCAUUCCUUCUCUUAGUCCCGUGCUUGUCAGCCAUGGGUACCAGGCGCUCUGUGCCCUCCUUGUGCACUCUGCUGACACCAAGUUAGUACAGUUGGCUGCUCCAGAUCGAAUCCAGUCAUGCUCAGUUAAUCUGAACAGACAAAUGUUGAUCUCUAUCAUGUGGGACAGUGUUUUGAUGGUUAAGUGUUAGCACCCAGAAGCUUCUUAUCAGUAGGUAAUUCUCACGUCACUGGAUUCACAAAUCUCUGGCUGAGAGUUUCUCUGGUGUGUUUUAGCGGGUGCAUGGCUGAGGUAAGAUCUACAUUAUUGUUAAUAUGUAGGUAAAAGUCAAAAGCAUGGAAUACCCUCCUGGGCAUAGCUGGAGUUGUCAGAGGUUUUAUUUAAAUGGGUUCCAAAUGAACAUGAUGCAUGGCAUUUUCCUCAUAAAGUGGCCUCUGAUGUGAUCGAAGGCAUUGUUAAAUGAUAAAACUGAUGUUUUGCCUUAGUUCCCCUGGGUGGAACAGAAGGCACCGGCUGCUCAUCCUGUUGAGAAGCUCUUGAGUGAAGCCAGCUGCUGGUCCAGG
Messenger RNA from Chinchilla lanigera (long-tailed chinchilla), 7221 nucleotides. RefSeq names its product pleckstrin homology domain containing, family M, member 3 (gene Plekhm3). NCBI's taxonomy places the organism in Eukaryota, Metazoa, Chordata, Mammalia, Rodentia, Chinchillidae. The transcript has 8 exons. The record is from RefSeq and is a predicted model, not a curated record. Bases 396 to 2684 code for a protein of 762 amino acids.